GAAGAGGAAAAGAAUGAAGUGCAUGGAAUUGGUGUGAAAAUGAAGCGAAAUACAGCGCCUUCCCUUCCCUGCUGAGAGAGAGAGAGAGAGGGAGAGAGAGGUGUUCGCGCUAUAAGUAAAUCGUUCCCUCCCUCAAACCAUCUGUGCUUUCUUCGCGUCUUCCUUUUCGUACUCUCUGUUUCUCUUUCUUCCCUCCCGCACUUUCUUCUGUAAGUUCCCUCUCCGGGAGAAGGAAGAAGAAGAAGAAGAAGAAUGGGGUUUCGGGGCGUAGAGAUGUGAGGGCCUGUAGAUCUGAGAAGGAAUUGUUGAGCCUCAGGCAGUGUCCAGGAAUUCUUUGAUCCGAUCCUCCAGAUCUAAGCCUCUGUUCUUCAGCCACGUUUUCGUCUCGUUUAGAUCUAGAAAGUUCGCGAUCUUGCAAGCGAGAGCCGGGCCGAGGGCUGCUUCCCUAGAUCUGGAGGUUUCUAUUUUCCGGCUGAGUUGUGAGUGAGCGGAAUUCGAUGAUUUUUUUGGUGAUCUGAGCGAUCCUGGCAGAAUUGAAAGGAAUCGUUUGGUUUUAUUGCUGGUUCGGCUCGUUCCUGAUGCGAAAAAUGAAGAUUCAGGAUCAUGAUUGGACACAUUUUUUUCCUUAGUGGAGUGGUUUUAGUAUCACCACUUGGCACAAAACAAUUUCUAAAUUGACUGAAGCCAUCAGGAUGAAUGGGAUGGUGGAGUGUAGUGUAUGUCAUUCCAAAUUGGGCUUAUCACCAACUGCUAGGACCAUCUCAAGGGCGUAUGACCGGCAUAGAAGUAAAUUGUCUUCAAAAACUCGAGCCCUCAAUAUUGUCUUGGUUGUAGGUGACUGCUUCUUGGUUGGUCUACAGCCUAUUUUGGUCUUUAUGUCCAAAGUAGAUGGUGGUUUCAAGUUCAGUCCUAUAAGUGUGAAUUUCUUGACUGAAGCUGCAAAAGUUCUUUUUGCUGUUAUUAUGCUCUUAAUCCAGUCUAGGCGCCAGAAAGUGGGGGAGAAGCCUCUUCUUUCGAUUUCAACCUUUGUGCAAGCAGCUCGGAGUAAUGUUCUUCUUGCCGUGCCAGCUUUUCUUUAUGCCAUCAAUAACUAUCUGAAGUUCACAAUGCAGUUGUAUUUCAACCCUGCAACGGUGAAGAUGCUUAGUAAUCUGAAGGUUCUGGUCAUUGCCAUCCUUCUGAAAAUGAUAAUGAAACGAAGGUUCUCUAUAAUACAGUGGGAGGCUCUUGCGCUUUUACUUAUUGGAAUAUCUGUCAACCAGCUACGGUCGCUUCCAGAGGGUACCACAGCAUUGGGCUUACCAGUUGCUACUGGUGCAUACCUGUAUACCACAAUUUUUGUCACUGUUCCAUCUUUGGCAUCUGUCUACAACGAAUAUGCCUUGAAGAGCCAAUUUGACACAAGUAUCUACCUUCAGAAUUUAUUUUUGUACGGAUAUGGUGCAAUAUUCAAUUUCCUUGGUAUCCUUGGGAUGGCUGUAUUUAAAGGACCUAACAACUUCAAUAUUCUACAAGGCCACUCAAAAGCUACCAUGUUAUUGAUAUGCAACAAUGCAGCACAAGGAAUUUUGUCCUCAUUCUUUUUCAAAUAUGCAGAUACCAUACUGAAGAAGUAUUCGUCAACUGUUGCCACCAUUUUCACUGGCAUAGCAUCUGCUGCAUUAUUUGGCCAUACUUUGACAGUUAAUUUCAUGUUAGGGAUUUCCAUUGUCUUCAUAUCAAUGCAUCAGUUCUUUUCUCCACUAUCUAAGGUCAAAGAAGAGCAAAAUGGGGCAGUAGAAAUAUUGGAGGUUCAAAAGAAUCACAGAUCAAAGGAGUCAUCAUUCAUAAAUAUGGCUGCUGGAGCCAAUGAAGAAACUACACAUCGCAUUGUUUCUAGUGAGAGAGAACCACUUCUCCCCACCUAAUUCUAAUGUGUAAGCAGGAAAUUUCUAUCUAGGAUUGAUUCUUUCGGCUGCAAUUGUUCUCCACUGGAGAGACCAGCCAGUUUUACGAAACUCGGUGAAAUAUAUAAGGUGAUUUGUUUCUUGAGUGGUGCUUAGCAAACUUAACCCUAUCAAAUUGUCGACCUAUAAAUGGCGAGAAAAUAGUUGAAAUUUGAGUACGAAGAAAAAGGCGGUCUGGUUGGUGGUGCAGUUAAGAUGGCAGAUCUGCUGCUCUUUGCUGUCACACAAUGCUUAAGCUUGGGCGCUUGUAUUUAUACCCCGUUAUAUAAAAUCAGUCUCCAGCCUUUUUUGCUCUACCUCAACAAUUAUAAGGGUAUAUAGCUAGUCAUUUUUUGUAUUUUAUCCAAUGUAAUAUUGGAGGGGACAUUGUUGAAAUUUAUUGUUAAAGAUAAGCCAUUAUUGCAUUUCAA
Messenger RNA from Nymphaea colorata (pocket water lily), 2356 nucleotides. RefSeq names its product CMP-sialic acid transporter 5-like. The transcript has 16 exons. Gene Ontology annotation, cellular component: Golgi membrane. Lineage: Eukaryota; Viridiplantae; Streptophyta; Magnoliopsida; Nymphaeales; Nymphaeaceae. The coding region runs from base 693 to 1907 and encodes 404 amino acids. Gene Ontology annotation, biological process: pyrimidine nucleotide-sugar transmembrane transport. Gene Ontology annotation, molecular function: pyrimidine nucleotide-sugar transmembrane transporter activity. The record is from RefSeq and is a predicted model, not a curated record.